AUGCACAAAAUAAAGGAUAGCGAAAGUGAUAUAAAUUCAGAUGACUGUAAUGCAACAGCACAGGAUUGCAUUUACAGUUUUAGUUCCCCAAAAAAACAAAAAAUAAAUAUUUCAAAUAGUUCCCUAAAUUCGAGAACAAAGGGAAAUAAGAGCACACUGCCAUCAAAUACUGAUUCCACAUGUACUAACCAAAAUAGUAUUAGUAAGUUAAAAAAAAAACAAAAGGAUUGUGAAUAUAUAAAUGAUAGUAAUGAAGAUAAAGAAACAAACGAUAACGAUGAUAAGGAUAGUGAAUAUCAACUGGAAAAUGACGAAGAUGAUGAUGAUGAAGAGUAUGAAGAAAAUAUAAACAAGUCAGAAGAAUUAAAUGAUGGAAAUGUGAACAAGUCAGAAGAAUUAGAUGAUGAAAAUGAUAGUAAAGAAAAUGAUGAUACAGAAGAACAGAAUAGUUUAUACGAUGAAGAACUAAAUGAAAUAAUUGAUGAAGAAUAUUUUAAAGAAAUAAUUCCAGCAAUACCACGUGAUAUAUUAGGAACAUAUAUAACUUGUUUAAAAACAUGCGGAUUUGAAAGAGAAGUACAAUUAGAUCGAAUGAUAAAUUUGUUAGGAGAUUUGAGAGAUCCUAUAUCUGUGAUACAAGUUUUAGGAUUACCUGGAAUGGGGAAAACAAAAGUUGUUAAAAGUUUUAUAAAAUUAUUAAAUGUACCAUAUGCAUAUGUAAAUUGUUUAAUGGCUGUUUAUCAAUCAGGAAAGUCAGCAAAGAAUGCUAUAUACCAUACAAUACUCAAAGAUUUAAGUGUUAGUUUAUUAAAAGAAUUUGAUGAAUAUAAAAAAUUUAAUAAUAUUACAGAUUAUCAAUAUGAUCCAACAAAACUAGUUCCUAACCAUGUAUCAAAUACUGAUGUUUUUUUUAGUACAUUACAUAAGCUUUUGUCAUUUACUCCAGAAAAUGAAUUUAACUUGCAAAAAAAUGAUAAAGAAAUGAAAGGAAAUGACAAGAAAGGCAAAAAUAUAAAAAUAAAUGAAAAAGGAAAGCAUAACAAACUUGAUAAGGGUAGAAGUAAAUCACAAAAUAUCUCAUCUGUAGAAAAAAAACAGUUAGAAGACGAACAAAAUAAUGCAAAAAAAAAUAGGAUAAAAAUAUAUAGCAAUAAAAAUUAUUACAAAGAUAAAUUAUAUGAUAGAUCUGUUGUAUUUAUAUUAGAUAAUAUUAGAUAUUUGGUUAGAACCCAUCCUGAUUUAUUUUAUGCAUUAACAAGAAUACAUGAAUAUAUUAAAGGUCCUUAUAAUGAUUUAAGUAAAGCUAAUAAAACAACAAGAGGAUUAUGUGUAAUAUUAAUUAAUAGAUCACCAUUACCUGAUGAAAUAUUUGAUGGGUUACCACAACCUCCAACUGUUUGGUUUGAUUCAUAUACAUCUGAUAUGUGCAAGAAUAUAUUAUAUAGAUUAUAUAGUACUAUGUGUUUUGAAUCUUUACUAACUUAUAAUGAUAAAGACCUCAAAAUAUAUUACACUACAAAUAAUAAUCAAGGAAAUACAGGAAAAGAAUUUAUAAUAAAAAAAAAUAAUGUUGUUUUAGAAAAUGAUGUUAUAUAUGAUAUAUGGUGUCGAUAUAUUGAUUAUAUUAUAAAUGUUUCGUAUAAGGAUUAUAAAAGUGAUUUUCAUGAAUUAUUAUUUAUAUGCUCUCAUAUGUGGCCUUUAUUUAUUAAACCAAUAAUAGAUGGAGUAUUAGAACCCAUUGUUGAAAAUAUGAAUGCCUUACAAAGAAAUAUAGAUACUCAUAUUCGUGUUGCUACUUAUAAUCAUGCUAGUCAUUUUACCUUCGAGCUAACAGAUUCCGUUUUUUUAAAUCAGACAAAUUUAAAAAAUAAAAUAGAUUUAUCAUUUUAUUCAAAAAUAUUAUUAUUAGGUGCAUAUUUAGCAUCUAGAAAUUCGCCAUUAACUGAUAAACGUUUUUUUAAUGCAACUGUAAAAGGAGGUGCAUUUAGUUUGCCCAAAAAAAGAAAAACAAGAAAUAGUAAUGAAUCUAUAUUAACUUUAAUAGGUCAAUCUAUUCCUAAAAUUUUUACAUUUAUAAGAUGGCUAUGCAUAACAGAUUGUUUAUUAGUAUGUUUUUUUGAUGAACAAUUAAUAUUAAAUAGUUUAAUAUGCCAACAAAUAAAUUCAUUAAUACAAUUAGGGUUUGUUUCAUAUUAUACACCUAAUAAUUUAUCUUGUCUAGUGCGUAAUAGUUUAAUGAAUGGAGUACAGUGGAGUGGUUUUUGUGGUAGUACACUUUUAAAUUCAGCAAAUAAUUUUGCAUUUUUAAAUAAUAGUGUUUUUUGUGAAACUAAUAAUUCAAUUACUUACGACCCUCUCGAUCCAUAUACAAAAUUGACUAUUCAGGUCCCAGAGGAAACAAUCAGAAUUAUUUCAAAGGAACUCAAAAUACCGCUUGACGAGUUGAUAUUGUAA
Messenger RNA from Plasmodium vinckei vinckei, 2454 nucleotides. RefSeq names its product origin recognition complex subunit 5, putative. Gene Ontology annotation, biological process: DNA replication; DNA replication initiation. NCBI's taxonomy places the organism in Eukaryota, Apicomplexa, Aconoidasida, Haemosporida, Plasmodiidae. Bases 1 to 2454 code for a protein of 817 amino acids. Gene Ontology annotation, cellular component: nuclear origin of replication recognition complex; nucleus. The record is from RefSeq and is a predicted model, not a curated record. The transcript has a single exon. Gene Ontology annotation, molecular function: DNA replication origin binding.